AUGUUUCUUCUUCUUCUUUUUCCGUUUUUUUCUUCUUCUCUUUUUCUUUUUAAUAUUAUUCAUUCGCUCUUUUUUUUUCUUCACUUUAUUUCACACUCCUUCAUUCGUUCUCUUUUUUUCUGCAACCUUUGCUUGCAUAUACCAUUUAUUUUUUUUGUUUUCAUUUUAUCGCUUCUUUCUCACUUCUUUUUCAAUUUUUACGUCUUUUUGCAGUUAGGCAUGUUUUCCCCUUUUCCUCCUGACCUUCUCUCAGAGUGUCUCUCUUUCCUUCUUUCUUUCUUUCCUUCUUUCUUUCUUUCUUUUCUCUUCGUCUUUGUUUUUUUCUUUCUUCACACUAAGCCAAUUCGUAUAGAACCUUAUCUAUCUAUCUAUCUAUCUAUCUAUCUAUCUAUCUAUCUAUCUAUCUAUCCCAUCAUCAGUAUAGAACCUUUUUUCGUCAUCUCUUUUCUGUCUAUUAUUUUUUCCCAGCUGGCAUUUUUCUUUCUUUUCACAACUUUCCUCGCCUUUCACUUCAUCGCCGAAUCAUCUUCGCCCUCGUCCACUGUCCAGCACCACUUUUUUUUAUUUCAAUUUUCUCCUUUUUGCGUAGUUUUUUUCUUUUCGUUUUUUCUUUCUUUUUCGUCUCAUUUUUUUCUUUUUUCUUUUUCGCUUCAAAUUUUCUUUCAUUUUCAGCUCUAUCUAUCUAUCUAUCUAUCUAUAUAUCUAUCUAUCUAUCUAUAA
Acanthosepion pharaonis is the source of this 720-nucleotide messenger RNA. The record is from the annotation of a GenBank genome assembly. Lineage: Eukaryota; Metazoa; Mollusca; Cephalopoda; Sepiida; Sepiidae.